GUCCGCUCUCCCUACCGGAAGGUGCCCGACCAGAUUGAGUCCGCUGUGCCUCAUAAACGUUCCUCAGACAAACGGCGUUUAAAACAAGUCGAGGCGCAGUCACUUUCCAUUAGUUUUAAAACCAGAGAACGGAAUGAUAAUUGCGGUAUUCAGGCUGUAAAAAGACGAUUGCAGAGAGUUUUGAGAAAACGCGAGAGUCAGAAAUUGCGGUGAUGUAAAAUAAAGCAGCAAUGUUAAUAUUUCUGAAUUUAAAAUGUGAGUUUGGGAGUCAGGCUGGAGAUACGAUAAAAGAAAAGGUCUUUUUACUGGAAAACAUUUAAUCUUCAGGGGAGGAACUGAUUCUAACGUGGUCAUAUUGUGAUGAAGAAAUGGUAGAUGAAUGGGUCAUUCGUUAAAUUUUGAGUACGUUACUGAGAGCUCCAAGGAAAAGGAUAGAAAAACCUCGACCAAUGAUGUUGGGAAACUUGUUUUUAAACAUGGUAUUCUUGCAGAUGUCAAAAAUGCCAACAGCUUAAACCAAUCACGACCAGUUCAUAUACUUUGCCCUGUUGGUUUAAGGUUAUACUGUCUUCCUCUCCAGUCUAAAAUGGAAAAUAUUUCAUCAGGAAUGCAAGUAUGUCCAUUUUGUGGUAAAGCUUUUAAGCGACUGAAAACACAUCUUCCUCACUGUAAAAUGGCCAGAAUUGUGAACAGUAAAUAUAAUUCUAAAGAGACAGAGAUAAAUAUUGCAAUUCCACAGCAAAAAUUAAAUUGCAAAUGCUCUCCAGCAUCAUCCAACAAGAAAAUGAAAGUUAAAGCAAACUCAGCAAAGAUUUUAACACAAAAGGAAGAAGCUUCAUCAACAAAAAAGAACAAUCAUUCAAUAGGUUUGGGAAAUGAACUAUGUGCUUCUGUACAAAGUAUUCAGCACAAAGAUAUUAAUGAACCACUGUCAGGUCAAGAAGAUUUGAUGAACAAGGGACGGCAAAUCAAAAAAAAAAGUCAACAGUCUGUUAGUAAGACAACUAAAGGACAACCUAAACGGGCAAAAAAAGAAAUGGUCAUAAAAACAAAGUCAAGUGAGCAUUUUUUAAAACGUGAUGACGAUAAAGUAGAUAUGAAGUUAAAUGGUACUGCCACAACAAAAGUGAAGAGUUCUCAGAAGAUUGUAAAGGACAAUUGUAUAAAGAAAAAACAAGAAAAUAAUGAGCAUAGUUCUCUAACACACCCACUGAAUGAAAAAGGAUGCACUGACUUGGUAUCGCAAAGUACAUUUUGUCCAAAAGGGAAAUCAAUUCUUAAUUUAGAACAAAUUUACAUUCAACCAGAAUUUGAAAAGGAGACAGCUGUGUUGGAUCUGAAGGCCUAUGAAAUUGUACCUCGGCUAUCUUGUGCUAUCAAAUCAAAUUCACUUCACUUUACAAGACAAGAGAAUGCAGUUUCUCAAGAUGAUUUAAGAUGUCAAGCCAGCCAGAAUGAAGUCACAGAAAGGAUGGUCUCAUAUAUACCAGUAACUGAACAAAAUCCAGUAAUUAACAUCAAAACUAGUGUGUGGCAUCACAUUAAAAAUAAUUUGUGUAAAUCAAGAACCAGUGUAAAACAGGAUUUCAUUUUGAAAGCUAAUAGGAAUGGUUAUAGAGCUGAUGUUUUAAAGACAAGUCAUUGUAAUUCCUCUGCUAAUAAUUACAUUUCCAGUGAAAUUAUGACUUCUGUGCAGGUGAAGGAUUUAAAUAAAUAUAAAGGCAAUCCACAUAUUGAUGAUGUGGCUGUGAAGGAAAUGGAACCAAGUGACUGCAACAUAAAUGGUGCCACACCAUCUGAAUAUUUGCAUUUGUCCCAGAAAGAAAAUAUUUGGAAAAAAGACUUGUUCUCAUCAACGAGCUCCAGGAAAACAGUGCAUUUGGAUGAAAGGAUUAAAGAACCUCACCCUAGUUUUUGCAGACAAACUGGGAUAGGAAUGGAGUGGUUUCCUGAACUGUAUCCAGGAUACCAUAGUAUUGGACUGAGAAUGCUUCCUGAACAAAUUAAACAGUUGGAAACACCUAUAAGACUAUCUGCCAUUUGGUGUGAAAACACAAAAGGUCAUAGUAAAUAUUGCAGUAAAUAUAUGAACCCAUGGAGAAGAGGAGCUGGAGGUGCGAUCACUUUGCUUUUGGGAUGUGCAAUCUUCAGCUACAUUUGGAAUUAUGAUUUCAUCAGUGAGUACAUCAGUGUCUUUUGACAGACCAUGGGAAGAACACGAUUACAGGAGAAAAUACCAUUGAGAAUUUGGAACUACAAUGUUUUUCUGAUUCAUUCCACUCCAAAAUCAAAAAGUUGAAGAUAUAUGAAGAAAAAACAUCAAAAAUUUUGCUGUGGAUUUUAAUUAUUGUGCCUUUCAGUUAUUGUGCUUUGCAUUAUGUAGGAGAGGCAUGAAUAAGAUGAGUAUACCUGAGUUGCUUUACUGUAAAGAUAUUUUAAAAUUUUACAAGCUAUAAAUAGAGGUAUUAUUUUAGAGUGUCAUUUGUCAUUGUUUUUGUAUGUCAUUGUUGAUGUAAAGUGAUUUCAGAAUGCACUUUCCUGACUACUACAGGUAGAAACAUAUCUUAAAAUAAAAUAAAUAGAACUUUCAAGGAAGUAUUUUGGAAAAACUGACUGUAAGUAGUUAAAUAAAUGGCAAUAAGCAAAAUAGUCUUGCUUGUAAGAUUUUUAGCAUUCUACCAUCCAUCAAAAUCUUGUUCCAGAUAAUCUUUUCUUUUGUUUAGGAAAAAAAAACAGCAUUAUGUAGGCAGUACCAUUUGUUGCUUGAGGUAGAAGAAAACCUGUACAUCUUAAAGCAUUUGCUGAAACAAACAAUCAAGUUGGUUACACUUUGAAACACACUGAACAAAAUUAUCUUGUGCUUUCUUCAGAUUUGUAUGAGGAGCUUGACUGUGCUAAUUUCAAAUAAAUUUACU
Rhincodon typus (whale shark) is the source of this 2915-nucleotide messenger RNA. RefSeq lists its product as uncharacterized. The coding region runs from base 380 to 2200 and encodes 606 amino acids. The record is from RefSeq and is a predicted model, not a curated record. The transcript has 4 exons. NCBI's taxonomy places the organism in Eukaryota, Metazoa, Chordata, Chondrichthyes, Orectolobiformes, Rhincodontidae.